CCACCUCCACCACCGCCUCAGUUUCUACUGGGACGCGGCGGUGGGAGGUAGUACUUUGUCCCUCUCCCUGCCCAUUGUUGCGUGUGUUGUGUUGAGUUUCCUCAUUGUCAAGAAUUUAUCCCCUCCUGGAGAGCUGUAUCCCCGACGUGUUCCAGUGAGAGGAGACGUGAGUGUGGAGGCGAGGAGCGGCUUACAGCUCUGCUACUCUGACUUUCACUGACGGAACCCAAAUAAUGUUGGCAGCUCAGUCACCGAUGUUUAUAAGGAAUGAACAAUAAACACUUGUAGUUUGUGAUGGAAAUAUUACGUCAUGAAUGGCGAUACAAAUGACAGCCGUGUGUACUUCUCGUGUAGCAGACCUGCGUGGUUUACCCCGCAGCAGGUGACGAAGUGAGCGCCAUCACGUCCUGGGAACAUUACUCGGGUCGUGACACACCCCGGCGGGAGACCUCCAUUGUGCGUGACCGGAAACCCAAACCUUGGAUUACUGUUCUGCCCCGAUGCCAAAAUUUCCUUUCACCGCCACGUCUUGCCAGCGACGACCUGUUUAUGGACACACUGGACGCCUGUCCCCGAGCCUCGUGAUCGCCACCACCUCGCCACCACACAUCUUCCAUGAUAGUUGUCAAUUCCAUCAUGGCGUCGCCCGAUUCUCCUCGCCUCAACUUGGCUACGGCGUCCCGAGACUUCUUGACCACGGUAGACUACCCUCUGCGUCCUGUGGUGUCCAGGACCUGGGGUAAACCCUUCAGGACACACAGGCGCUGGAGCUGGUGUUACUUCCCUCAGUCCUUCCCCGUGUACCGCAUGCAGCGGCUGGUGAGUGUAGUGCUGUGCCUGCUGGGGCUGCUGCUGCUCUCCCUUGUUGCCUUCGUGUUGGUUCAGGUGACGCCCACCACCCAGGUACUGAGGGGCGGCGGCCUCAUGAUGGCCGCCCACACCAGAAACAACGGAUUAGACUUGAUGAGUGUCAACGACAACACCAAGUGGGAUGUUGGUCUGGGUGUUGGCAGGACGGUCAGGAAACUGGAGGACCAUCCUGAGUACAAGCGAAGUGUGGAGGACGACUACACCGAUGACGAUGACGACGACUUUGAUGAUGAUGAAGACGACCUGAUACUGAACGACAGUUACGACGAGGACUAUGACAAUCAGGAGGACGACGAGUACAACCCAGUGUUUGACAUGAAGUACUUCGACUUCUCCGUCAAGGAGGAGGGCGGAGACAACAAGAGAAAGACCCACACGAGCCAGCAGGAGGAGGCUGCGGAAGACCGAUCCACCUUCAAGACGCCCACGGUGAGGGAGACGUGGAAGAACCUACCACAGGUGAACCUCAUCAGCGACUACGGGCUGGAGGUGGUGGUGGAGGGCGUGGUCUUCUCUCCGGCAGUAGAGGCUCUCCUGUUAGAGCCUGAGAUCAGCGACGCCACCGUCGGGAGGGUACAGGAGCGUCUCAGGUCGCAGGAGGUGACGGGACUGAAGGAACCCACCUGGGAGAGAUGUGGGCGGCCGAAGAACCAGUGGGUGGAGUUGGUCGGGGGCGGCGCCGCUUGUGCCAGAUACAGGUAUCCUGACGACUACCUGCUGGUGGGGGAAGUGGUCAGCUUUUACCUGUCGCGGCUACUGGGUGUGGGCCACGUCCCUCCUGUGGCCCUCAGUGAGCCGACCCAGCCAAGGUGGUCCACUGUGGCCCCCCAGAUGGCCCGGGCCGGCUGGGGUGAUGCUCCCGUGGUCGUCUUAACACCUUGGGUCCACGGCCUAGUCAGAGAUCACAUGCCCUCCAUCCUCCUUGACGUCGUCCUCAAGAAUUCAACCCUGAGUAUCCUGGAGGAGGAAGGGGAGACGCAGAAGGAGGAGCCUGAAGAUGGUCUCCAGGGACAUAAACUCUACAAAGUCGCCAACAUCAAAGACCAGAGUAUCCUGACGAAGACAAACGUGGAGAAGGAAGACAGAAGAGACGGGAAGCAAGGCCUCAGAGUUACUGGAAUUGAAGACCCAAAGACCCUGGACCUGGUGAAGGAGAGCAACCUGAAGAAGGGACGCACAGAAGACGAAACUCAGAGAUUUAGGAUCACUGGAAUCAAAGACCAAGUUACCCUGACGAAGAUAAAUGACGGAGACCUGCAGAAGAAACACACAGGGGAAGACGAAAUGCAGGGCCUCAAGGGGAGGAGGUCCCUGAAGCAGGCGGCUGAGAGGGACCUGGUUCGCCUGUUGCAGUGGAGUGACCUCCUUGUGUUCGACUACCUGACGGGGAACUACGACCGUGUUGCGUACAUGCAGGACGCCGCCGAGAAAGAGGGUCGUCCACAGAUACUGAGCGGCACUAUACAUAACCUGGUCCGGAGCGAGGCGACAGACGCCCUGUGGCUGCUGGACAACGAGUCAGGUCUGAUGGACGCCUACACCCUCCUAUACGGCACGGCAGACCCCGCCCAGUCCUCCAGGUUCCUCACCUUCCACACCCGAAUGCUGGAGUCUAUGUGCAUCUUCAGGAGGUCGACCAUGGAGGCCAUCCUGGGUCUGAUUCACCACCCGGAGCCUCAGAACCUCCUGGUGGAGUUUGUCAAGGCCCAUGAACCUCUCUUCCACAAGCUGCCAGACCCUAAGCUCAACGAUGUGUUCGUCAAGUACUUCCCACAGCGUGUGGCCCAAGUCCACGACUGGAUGGCAAAGUGUGUGGCGAGUAUCGCCAACCUGCCUCACCCACACCACCUCCAUGGAUGAUGAUAAUACUUCUCAUGUAAAUAAUAGAUAUAUUUUUUUGUACUUUGAGGAAAAUAUAAAUGUAUAACAACA
Messenger RNA from Homarus americanus (American lobster), 2802 nucleotides. Its product is annotated as extracellular serine/threonine protein kinase four-jointed-like. The transcript is spliced from 5 exons. The record is from RefSeq and is a predicted model, not a curated record. Lineage: Eukaryota; Metazoa; Arthropoda; Malacostraca; Decapoda; Nephropidae. Bases 616 to 2730 code for a protein of 704 amino acids. Gene Ontology annotation, biological process: cell-cell signaling.